Molecule: messenger RNA, 3323 nt
Organism: Scatophagus argus
Lineage: Eukaryota; Metazoa; Chordata; Actinopteri; Scatophagidae
Gene: cnnm2b
Product: cyclin and CBS domain divalent metal cation transport mediator 2b
Exons: 8
Coding region: 192-2756 (854 amino acids)
Biological process (GO): magnesium ion homeostasis; transport
Cellular component (GO): plasma membrane
Molecular function (GO): magnesium ion transmembrane transporter activity
Source: RefSeq, a predicted model, not a curated record
CUGUCUCGGGGACAUCAGGGGAGGCACGAGUUGGCCCAUAAGCCUGCGCUCGCGAGUCAUCAGUGUCGGACACGUAGUGGGAACGAGCAGGUCCCGAUGCACAAGUCACGGCAACCCUCGGCGGAGAUGAAGGCGGACUCCGACUGGCUCUGACUUUUAAAAGCCUUUUUCAUUCAGGAGGUUGGUUGCCAAUGGUUAUCAAUAUGGCAGAGCCGUUAUCCCAAGCACCCACCGCUGCAAAAAUGGCGUCACUUAACCGGGUCCGAGCUUUGGCGAUGAUUUUUUUAACUGUCACUGGCUGUUGUGUCACCCCGACAAGUGGCAAGGAAGGGUCCGAGGAGACCGUCAUCAUAGGGCUCCGACUGGAGGACACGGACGACAUUUCCUUCAUGGAUAAGGGCUACCUGCGGGUGAGUGAACGGUCUCGGGUGAAAUUAAGGGUGUACGGGCAGAACAUCAACAACGAGACGUGGUCCAAAAUUGCUUUCACGGAACACGAGCGGAGCCGGACGGUAGGGAGCCUUGACAGCUCCUCGGGGGAUAACCAGAGUCAAGAAGACUCGUCCGGCUUGCAUCCCUGCGGUAUCAGGACUUCGGAUAUAAUUAUAUUACCCAACAUCAUCCUGAAUCGAAAGACGUCUGGAAUAGUUGAAAUUGAGGUCAAACCUCUGCGAAAGACGGAGAGGAGUAAGGCGUAUUACCUUUGCAUCGCCACGGCGACACCGGCGGUGCCCGGGAUGCACGACCCGUGGACGGAGAACACCUGGAUCUACCACGAUGGGGAUGACACCAAAGUGAUAGUGGUGGAGGAGAAAAAGUUUCUGCUGCCUUUCUGGCUCCAGGUCAUCUUCAUCUCCAUGCUGCUUUGCCUGUCGGGUAUGUUCAGCGGGUUGAACCUGGGGCUCAUGGCUCUGGACCCCAUGGAGCUCCAGAUAGUCCAGAACUGCGGCACAGAAAAGGAAAAGAAUUAUGCCAAAAAAAUAGAGCCGGUCAGGAGCCAAGGGAAUUACUUGCUUUGCUCGCUUCUGCUCGGGAACGUGUUGGUGAACACCACGCUGACCAUCCUCCUGGAUGAUAUCGCCGGCUCGGGGUUGAUCGCGGUGGUCAUGUCCACCAUUGGAAUAGUCAUUUUUGGAGAAAUCGUGCCGCAGGCUAUCUGCUCUCGACACGGCCUCGCUGUGGGCGCCAACACCAUAUUCCUCACCAAGUUCUUCAUGCUGCUCACCUUCCCUGCAUCCUACCCGGUGAGCAAGCUGCUGGACUACCUGUUGGGCCAGGAGAUAGGAACUGUGUACAACCGGGAGAAGCUUCUGGAGAUGCUGCGCGUCACGGACCCCUACAACGACCUGGUGAAGGAGGAGCUGAACAUCAUCCAGGGUGCGCUGGAGCUCAGGACUAAGACCGUGGAGGACGUGAUGACGCCGCUGAGAGAUUGCUUUAUGAUCCCCGGGGAUGCUACCCUCGACUUCAACACCAUGUCCGAGAUCAUGAAGAGCGGCUACACCCGCAUCCCGGUCUACGAGGGCGAGAGGUCCAACAUAGUGGAUCUGCUCUUUGUCAAGGACCUGGCGUUUGUGGACCCGGAUGAUUGCACCCCACUCAAAACAAUCACAAAGUUUUACAGCCACCCAUUACAUUUUGUGUUCAAUGACACCAAGCUGGACGCAAUGCUGGAGGAGUUUAAAAAAGGAAAAUCCCACCUGGCCAUAGUUCAGAGGGUGAACAAUGAGGGUGAGGGAGACCCUUUCUACGAGGUUCUGGGUAUUGUCACCCUGGAGGACGUUAUUGAAGAAAUCAUCAAGUCAGAGAUCCUGGACGAAACAGACUUGUACACUGACAACAAGACGAAGAAGAAAAUCACCCAUCGGGAAAGGAAGCAGGAUUUCUCGGCCUUCAAGCCUACCGACAAUGAAAUGAAGGUUAAAAUAUCACCUCAGCUUCUGCUGGCUACCCUGCGUUUCCUAGCAACAGAGGUCGAGCCUUUUGGACCAGUGCAAAUGUCUGAAAAGAUUCUGUUGCGCUUGCUGAAGCACCCCAAUGUCAUCCAGGAGCUGAAAUAUGAUGAGAAGAACAAGCGGGCGGCAGAGCACUACCUCUUCCACAGGAACAAGCCCGUGGAUUAUUUCAUCCUCAUACUGCAGGGGAAAGUGGAGGUGGAGGCGGGAAAAGAGGGGAUGAAGUUCGAAGCGGGACCAUUCUCCUUCUAUGGGAUGAUGGCUCUGACAGCUUCGCCAGUGCCUCUGUCCCUGUCCCGUACAUUUGUGGUCAGUAGGGCUGAAUCACUAGCAGGAUCUCCAGAAAAUAAAUCUCCUCCAAGACCAUUUGGACUCAACCACUCAGACUCUCUGAACAGAAGUGAUCGUAUAGACGCCAUCACCCCAACCCUCGGCAGCAGCAACAACCAGCUCAAUUCCUUCCUGCAGAUCUACGUACCUGACUACUCAGUCAGAGCACGCUCAGACCUGCAGUUUAUAAAGGUAACACGCCAACAGUACCAGAACGCUGUAAUGGCAUCAAGGAUGGACAAAACACCCCAGUCAACAGACAGCGAGUUCACCAAGAUCGAGCUCACACUAACGGAGCUCCAUGACGGAGUGGAGACCCCCACCGUCACCACCACAGCCAGCACCACCAGCACCACCCCUGCCAUGUCCGUAGUUGUGGCCAACGAGACGUCCCACCUGCUCAACCAGCAGCAGAACUGUGUGGGCCUCACCAGGAGCAACCACAGCGCCCACAACGAGGGACCCAUCUAGCCCCUGCCGAGCCCGGUGGAGCCCCAGACCCUCCACCCUGUCUCGUGGACACACACACAGUCGUGACGUAGAUGGAGAUGAGGGAAAGUGGGGAAAUGGAGGCGGGUGGAGUGAGGGUUCUGCUCCAACCAGUAGCCCCCAGUCAGUCAGUCAGUCAGUCAGUCGGUCAGUCAGUCAGUCAGUCAGACCCUUUCAUGGAGGGGCAGUGGGGAAGACGGGUGCUGCAUCACCCUGAAUGCCCCCACCUGAAAGCUGUCAGAAUCCCUGCUGUGCUACACCUUCUAACAGAGGGUGCACUCGGACAGUACCUGUGACUGAGCUUCUUUUUUGGGACAAUCUGAUACUUUUAUGACUCUGACCAGGGGAUGACAGCGUGCAUGCAAACCCCAUCCCUCUUUUCCCCUACAAACACACACACAUGAACACACACACACACACACACACACACACACACAUAAAACAUAACAGAACACUCGGUGUAUUUUUUCCUCAGGCCAAAGACUUUGGUCCACCCUUAUUACACUGGACAGACUGUUUUUUUUGUACACACACACACACACACACACA